This is a messenger RNA of Pestalotiopsis fici W106-1, 567 nucleotides long. RefSeq lists its product as uncharacterized. The record is from RefSeq and is a predicted model, not a curated record. The transcript has 2 exons. Bases 1 to 567 code for a protein of 188 amino acids. NCBI's taxonomy places the organism in Eukaryota, Fungi, Ascomycota, Sordariomycetes, Amphisphaeriales, Sporocadaceae. Gene Ontology annotation, molecular function: acyltransferase activity, transferring groups other than amino-acyl groups.
AUGGCGCCUACAAUUUCAGAGAUCCCGGCGAGCGCCAUUGUGACCACGGACAAGUGCUUCAUUCGCCCUAUCGAGAUGAGCGACGCACCCGCCAUGGCGGCGGCAGCAAACCAUGCGGAUAUCUCGCACUUCAUGCGCAACAAAUUCCCAUCCCCGUACACGCUAGACGAUGCAAAGUCCUUCAUCAAUUUUUCGUCUCAGCGUCAGCCGCGCGUCAACUAUUGCAUCUGUUUGAAUGACGGAACAUAUGCCGGUGGUAUUGGGCUUAUCCCUAGUGACCCGACUGACACAGAAUGUCGGACCUGGGAACUUGGCUACUGGCUAGCAAAAGAGCAAUGGGGCAAGGGCAUCACAACGGCUGCCGUCAAGGGGUUCUGCAAAUGGACUUUUGACACUUUUCCAGAGCUGCACCGUAUUGAAGCUAAUGUGUACGAAACGAAUAAUGGGAGUAUGAAAGUCCUCGAAAGAGUGGGUUUCUUGAGAGAAGGCGUCAGACGCAAGGCUUAUUACAAGCACGGCCAGUACUGGGAUGUGACCAUGUUCGGAUUACUCAAAGAUGACUUGUAA